Messenger RNA from Bubalus bubalis (water buffalo), 3258 nucleotides. RefSeq names its product coiled-coil domain containing 60 (gene CCDC60). The record is from RefSeq and is a predicted model, not a curated record. The transcript is spliced from 18 exons. The coding region runs from base 1292 to 2971 and encodes 559 amino acids. NCBI's taxonomy places the organism in Eukaryota, Metazoa, Chordata, Mammalia, Artiodactyla, Bovidae.
GUUUAGAUAUGAGUGAUUUCAGAAUUAUUUUUUCAGCUGUUAUGCCACCAAGAACCCAGAGUCUUUCUAUCGUUUUUCUCUACCAUCUCUGAUGAGUCUACAAGUUCUAUCCUCAUGUUUGCAAAAAAGGCCGCAGCAGCUCCAAGCAUCUGAACCUCAUAUGGCCAUGUACAGGAAGAGAAGGCAAGGGUAAAAAAGUCUUUUUGUCUGACUUUCUCUUUCAUCAGUAAGCUCUUUUCCAGAAGCUCUCUCUCAACAGUCUUCUUUCUUUUUUUUUCAUUGACCCAAACUGGGUCACAUGAGUUUGUUGAAGCCAGUCCCUGGCAAAGGGAAAGGAAUGGCCAUGAUAGGCUUAGAUCAAUAUUGAUUUGUCCUUCGAGGCCUGGAACAUUGCUACUUGAAAAAGCAAGGUUCUGUUAGGAAGGAGGAAAGGGUCAGUCAACAAUCCACACACUGAUGCUGCCAGGAGCCCAGAACCCUGAAAGUCUGGUGGUAGGGAGCGUGCUACCACAGCGCAUCAGUUAGAACUGUUUCUGUGCUAAGUGCUAGGAAGCUCUACUCCAACUGAUUGAAGCAAAAAGGGGUAUUUAUUUGGGUACAACUGAGAAGUCCAAGAUAAAUGCUGCUUUCAAGUUUCUAAUGAUUUAAUAGAACUCAGUUUGUCUCUUGUUCCCACGGUGUCGGCUCCACUCCUAGUCGCCCUGUUGCCCCCCACACCUCCUGCUCCUAGCUGUCAUGUCCCCGGGCCCUUUCAUGUGACCUCAAGACAGGUACCAUCACUACACCACCACCCCACCACCCACAUUCCGGUCCCCAGCGAGAAAAGCCAGGCUUUUCUCAUCACGUCUGCUGAGAGUCAUUCUAAUUGGACCAGCUUGGGUCACAUGACCAUCCCUGAGUUAAGCACGGCCCAGAAAAUCAGUACUUUGAUUGGUAAGCCCUGGGUCACAUGCUCCAUCCCUGGAGCCCAUCUCCUUUAAGCCUCCCUGACCCGCAGGAAGUAGAUGUUACCUUUACCAUGAAGAAGUUGCCUCUAAGUGGCUUGGAUGAGGAAACUGAUCCAAGGAAGGACUAAGUAUACAGCCCCAAAUCAUACACCUGGGAGCAUAAUGUAGCCAGAUCUGGGCUCUAAGCAAUAGCCUGAUGGUGGAACAGAUACAUAGAGAUCUUCAUAUCACAGAACUGACUUUUGGUGGAUUGGUCUGAAUCUCUCAAAGACCACUGUGGAAGAUGUCCAGAGCACCUCUUGGAGGCCUGAAGUCUGUCUCACUUCCUGGAAAAGCCAAUCAUCAUGAACCACUUCCUCCCUGGACCAAACACCAAAAGCAACCUUGACAACACGUACCAGUUCUGGCUGCCGACAGACCUUUUCAGAUGGGACAAGCUUCCAAUCAAUUCUCAUUUCUUCCAGGUCCCAGAAAAGCCAAUGAGAAGCAUCAGGUAUAUGGAGAAGGAAAUAAUAAACCUCAAGAAAGACCUUAAACGAAGCCGCACCUUAAUUCAGUGGGUGAAGAUUGGCCGUGGAUACUUCACCAUCCUGAAGGAGGAGAGUGCCUUGAAAAAGAAGCAGCAACAACUGGAGAAACUAAAAGAGGAAGAAAGAAAUAAAUUCCAACCAGCCAGAAUGCUGUCAGAUAUCCAUUAUGGGGAUUUGGUUCUGCCCACAUAUGGGGAUGAGAAGACGAAGAAGGCAGUGGCUGAAGUCAUCCUGCGACCAUUCACCCCCAUGCACAGCUGCAUCAUUUCGCCCUCGCUGCCCGAGGCCCACAUCGAGCCCAUCUUCCGCCAGCUCUGCGUCCUCCACUGGCUCCUGGAGGCUCUGACUAUCGACCACAGCCACCAUACCAUGAAGCCUGUGAUCACCUGCUGGAAUCCCAAGGACCCAGGUGGAAGCAAAAGCACAAUAAAAAAAAUCAAUAAGGACAAGUCCAUGGGACAGAGAUGGGAGCACUUCGUCACAGCACCGAAGACCAAGAAAUUCAAAAUCCCUGUAGCGCGUCCCACCACCCGCAAACCAAGCCGGCGAGGCUCCACCCUCAGUCUGUCUCGGACGAGUGGAGGGUCAUCCCCCCAGAGCAGCAUGGUCUCCGUGAACCCGGGCUCAGAUGAACCUCCAAGUGUGAUCACCCAGGCGACAGGCAGCAAGGACAUCGAGGACAAUGAAUCGUCUUCGACCAAGCCUGAAGAAGAGCCUCUCCAUGUCAAUCUGCAGAAGCUCCUAGAGAUGGUUCGGGAAGAUGCCCGGAGAACAAUCACCAUGGAAAACGAGAUGCAAAGACAGGCACCCAGCAUCUUGUCAGUGCUCAGACAAAACAAGAGCGAUUCUGCCUAUAAGGACAUGCAGACCACCCGCAAAUCAAGUGACAGAUCCAGCAGUACAAGCGGAGACAGCCACUCCCUGGUGCUCCAGAAGAAGCUUAAAAGCCGCGCCAACCGUGACAUCACCCAGUACAAGAGUGGGGUGUGUAACACCCUGAGGGCCAAGUUUUACAGCGUGGCCCAGGAGGCUGGCUUCUGUCUACAGGAUAAGAUGGAAAUCCUCAUGAAGCGCCAAGAAGAAAGAGGUAUCCAGAAGUUCCUCUCUUUCAACCUUGCCUCAAAUUUCCAAAAGGAUAUAGCCAAAAUGAGACACCAAGUCUCCACGGUAAAAGCCGAUGCAGAAGAAAUUGCAGACCACUGGUACUUUGACCUGCUGUCCAAACUCCCUGAGGAUCUGAAGAAUUUCCGCCCUGCAAGGAAGAUCCUGGCAAAACUGCAGAAGUUUGGGGAAAACCUGGACCUGAGGAUCCGACCGCAUGUCCUCCUAAAGGUGCUCCAGGAGCUGAGAGCCUGGGAACUGUGCUCCCCGGACAUUGCAGUGGCCAUCGAGUUUGUGCGAGAACACAUCAUCCAUAUGCCUCAAGAGGAUUACAUCAGCUGGCUGCAGAGCCGGAUAAACAUCCCCAUCCGGUCCCAGAGUGCCCAGAAGUAGUGGGCCUGGGUCAACCAGUGACUCCAGUGGAGGAGGGCUGUCUACACCGUGUGCCUGCUCUCAUGGAGACUCAUUAUGAUCUGGUAGGGUCAUCUGGAGACCAGAUUCUGAAAACAUUCUAGGGGGAGCUGUUCCCAGGUGGAAGCCCCCUUCUGCCUCACACACCAGCCUCAGGCUCCCAGCCUCUGGUGCUCAUUGGCCCAGCCUGACUACCUAUACCCUCUCCAGGAUCCUUCCCUCUUAGCCUUCUCCUCAAAUUCUGGAUAAUAAAAUUGAGUUGAAUGUUU